Akanthomyces muscarius is the source of this 1464-nucleotide messenger RNA. RefSeq lists its product as uncharacterized. Bases 1 to 1464 code for a protein of 487 amino acids. NCBI's taxonomy places the organism in Eukaryota, Fungi, Ascomycota, Sordariomycetes, Hypocreales, Cordycipitaceae. The transcript has 4 exons. Gene Ontology annotation, biological process: cytoplasmic stress granule assembly; P-body assembly. Gene Ontology annotation, cellular component: P-body. The record is from RefSeq and is a predicted model, not a curated record. Gene Ontology annotation, molecular function: mRNA binding.
AUGUCGGAGUUUCUUGGAUCCCGCAUCUCCCUGAUUUCAAAAAGCGAUAUCCGCUACGUCGGCACCCUACACGAGAUCAACUCGGAAGAGUCCACGGUCUCGCUCGAAAAUGUGCGAUCGUUUGGCUCAGAGGGCCGCAAAGGCAGACCUGCAGAGGAGAUCGCUCCAUCUGAACAGGUUUACGAAUAUAUCGUAUUCCGCGGUAGCGAUGUAAAGGACCUCCGCAUUGAGGAGCACCCUGGCAUCAAGGAAAACAAGCCUCCUGCCGUCCCCGAUGACCCUGCUAUCCUUGGAGCUCGUCCCCGUGGCGCACAAGGUGGCAACCAGAACGUACCUCCCCAGGGGCCCCCUCAAGGACCCCCAGGACAACAAUUCCCUCCCAAUCCCAACUUCCAAGGUGGUCCUCCUGGUCAAUGGGGUCGUGGCGGCCCUGGCCCCGUGCCUGGCCCUGCAUUCGGCAACAUGCCCUAUCCUUACCCUCCUCCUCCAGGCUGGUUCCCGGGCCAAGCUUUCCCGCCCGGCGGUCCUGGUGCUCCUGGCCCCUGGCAAAACCAGCCUUUCCCCCCCGGUGGCCCUCAGGGUGGCCCUGGACCUCAAGGCCCUCCCCAGGCGGGAAAGCCCGAGCCACAGCCGGUUGAGGCUCCCUCCGGUCAGGAUGCAAAGACUGCACCUACGCCUCCUGUCGAAUCCAAGCCCUCCACUGCUGCCGUCAAAGCCGCCGCCUCCAACCUCAACGCCAACGGAGCACCUGGCCCCAACCAAAGAAACAAGGUCAAUCCUGUAAUUCCUUUGACCAGCGCCGGUACCAAGCCGUUUUCUCUGCCCAACGCGGAACAGCGCGCAGCUCAGCCUGCCCCUGGCCCGGCCGCAGGGCCAAACAGCGUUCAAGAUGCCACCAGCGCAGCUCGAGCUGCUGUUGCCGUCGCCAUGGCCCAGCUUGGCAACGGCGUAGGCAAUGCCAUGGACAACCUCACCAACAAGGUCAACGAAAUGAAGGUCAAUGCUGGACGUCCAGCUACGGCUCCUCGCGGUCGCGGUCGUGGCGGCAGAGUCGCAGCUGCCACCGUCAAGGUCGAGGUCCCCAACUCAGACUUUGACUUUGCCGAAGCAAACAAGAAGUUCAACAAGGACGAAAUCAAACAGCCUGGCGAAGAAGCUGAAGGGGCCGAGGUCGAGGAAGCCGACGGCUCCGACGCUACACCCGCUGUGUACAAUAAGUCCACUUCUUUCUUCGACAACAUCUCGAGUGAGGCCAAGGACAGAGCUUCCACCGGGCAGAAGCCCGGUGGCCGCGAGUGGCGUGGCGAGGAGCAGCGCAAGAACAUGGAGACUUUUGGCCAAGGCAGCGUUGACGGAGGAUACCGCAACUAUCGUGGCCGUGGCCGUGGACGUGGCGGCAGAGGUCGAGGCGGCCGUGGCCGUGGUGGCCGACCUCAGUAUCAGGCCGGUGGCGGCGACCUGUAG